Messenger RNA from Salmo salar (Atlantic salmon), 4297 nucleotides. RefSeq names its product basic helix-loop-helix transcription factor scleraxis. NCBI's taxonomy places the organism in Eukaryota, Metazoa, Chordata, Actinopteri, Salmoniformes, Salmonidae. Gene Ontology annotation, molecular function: DNA-binding transcription factor activity, RNA polymerase II-specific; RNA polymerase II transcription regulatory region sequence-specific DNA binding; protein dimerization activity. Gene Ontology annotation, biological process: developmental process; regulation of transcription by RNA polymerase II. The record is from RefSeq and is a predicted model, not a curated record.
AGUGAAAAGCCCCAGUCCAGCCCAGACACUGAGAAAUGUCUAACUCUAUCUCUGAGAUUUCUAUAGAGCAGAGGGGGGAGUAGAGCAGAGCAGGAGGCCCUCUCACCGCCUACAUAGAGCAGAGGGGGAGUAGAGCAGAGCAGCAGGCCCUCCCACCGCCUAUAAAGGACAGCCAUACGGAGACACUCAGACAGAAAUCAGACGUGUAUCUGUGUAGAGGCAGAGGGAGGCUAACAUCACACUGAGGGGAACUCAGAGGAAACAGACGCUCACAAUAUAACAGCCAGCCAGGAGUGAAGGAGGGGUCCACCGUGAGAGAGACAGACAGACAGAGAAAGAGAGAGAGGUGAGAGAGUGAGACAGAGAAAGAGAGAGAAAGAGGAAGAGAGAAGGGGAGAGAGAGAGAGAGAGAGAGAGAGAGAGAGAGGGGAGAGAGGUGAGAGAGAUAGGUGAGAGAAGCCGAGAAAGAGAGAGAUAUCAAAGAGUGAUUUAAUCUGAGUGUCUUGAUCUCUUUUGUCCUCAUGUUCAAGGAUUAAGUAGAGGAUCUACAGUACUGGGGGGAUCUGGUCUUUCUGCAGGUCUCUAUAUGAGAGAGGAGUCUCCCACCUGUCUUGUAGAUCUGGACUGAUGUCUUUUACGAUGGUGCGUACGGCUCCCCCAAGCCGCUUCCUCUUCUCCGACAUCAGCAUGAUGUCAGAGGACGAGGAGGAGGAGAACGGCGGCAGCGAGAGCUCGGGCUCCGACUCCCAGAAGUCCUCCUUCCGUCUCCACGGCGGCUCCAAUGGGUUUCAGAUCAAGGUGGGAAGCAGGAAGAGGAAGUUAUGCGGAGUUGCCGGCAGGCUGGCGGGGCCCCCGAUGGUGGCAGGGGCCCCGGUGGUGGAGGUGCGGCAGCGGAACGUGGCAAACGCUCGAGAGAGGGACCGCACCAACAGCGUGAACACGGCCUUCACUGCUCUGAGGACCCUCAUCCCCACCGAGCCAGCCGACAGGAAGCUGUCCAAGAUCGAGACUCUGCGGCUGGCGUCCAGCUACAUCUCCCACCUGGGUAAUGUGCUGCUGGUGGGCGAGGCGUGUGGGGAUGGGCAGCCGUGCCACACCUCCACACCCCCAUUCCACCACCACACCCUCCACAGUCUCAGCCCCUCGCCCGGCCGGGGCUCAGAGAACCAGCCCAAACACAUCUGUACUUUCUGCCUCAGCAAGCAGAGGAAAAUGAACAAAGACAGAGACAGAAAAACAACUGUAAGAAGAUAACGCCUGAAGGACAGAAACAUCCAGAGGAUAAAUAUCCAACGCUUUUGUGAAGCAUCAGUUCAAUUAGCCUAUUCUUCAAAUGAAUAUUUACAGUUGUGUACUUAAUAAGAAUACAAUAUUUGUAUAUAUAUAUAUAUAUAUAUAUAUUUUGAAAGCACAAUGGUUUAUUUAAGACCAUGGAGGAUUUGAUAUGUCUGUUAAGGGAUGAUGUGGCAGCAAAAAGUCCAUGUAACUUGGGAUGAUAAUUAGACUCAUGACCAUUUAGUUAAUAUCUAUCCUUAAACUACUGGACAUUAUAAUGAACAGGCAGAGGAGGACAGCUCUCUCAACGGCUGCGGCCCAAAUGGCACUCUAUUCCCUAUAUUGUGCACUACUUGCGCUCUGGAAACACAAAUGACUCGUUACUGAACCUUCCACGGACUUCAGAGCACCCAAAUAUGACAUAACGCAACUCUAGAACCCUCCCUGGACUGUAUGCCCUUCACUCUCAUCAAUACGUGCUGAAUUUUCGUGUUAUUGAUGUUAAACAUGUUGUGCUAUUAUGCUCAUGGAUCUGAAGUGUACUGGCUGAAUCAUGGGAGAAAGGCAAUCCUUUAGGAAGAAUCAGCAGUAGUUCAGUACCAUGCAAACCCCGACAUCCCCCACCCUUUCAUCAAUUACCAAUCAGAUGGAUUGAUAAAGCUAGUUUUUUUUUACGUCAACAGUUGUUACAGAGUGCUUUCAGAAGCACAAGCAGAAGCACAGCCCUCAGCCUCAGACAGUGGUGAUGGUGACUGGCAGAGCAGAGGAUCAGAUCCUAGAUUACAUCUGCAGGUAGAGCUCUGGAAGUCUGCCUGUCCCGUCCCCUGACUGUCCUCUCGUUUACCUUUGGAAUUCCAUGUGCUCCCUCCGUCUCUCCUCCUCUUCUCCUGCGUUCUUCCUUCUUUUUCCCAGGAGCGCUACUGACUCACAGGCUCUGUUCUGAUGGCUUUACAAUGUGUGCAGGGUUCACUCAGAUUGCCCUCUGUCCUGCAUCUAUGCUGCUUCCUUUUCUAUCCGCCAUCCGUGGCCCCUGUUUGAAGAAGAAAAAGAGGUCCACUUUAUUGUGCUAUAUACAUGGAUGUCCAACUGCUCCUUGUCUUGUGCUUUUUGUCCGACCCCUCCAAAGACUCACACACACAUACUGUGGUUUGAGAGCUUUGACAGAUUUCAGUCCACCUCCUGAAAUAUCAUCAAGAUCUUUUCAGAAAUAAUUGAACAUUUGGAAUACUGGACCAAUGUUGUGUAUUGUUUAUGUAUUUUUGAGACAUUUACUGUUUAUGUAUUGUUCGAUAAAAAUAUGUUUUAUGCUAAUGCUCCUUUUCGUGUUGUAUCAUGUGGUCUUCGGAUCACAGUCAGUGCAAAUCUUUCAAGUCAAAUAUCUUUUGUGUUGCCAUAGUAGCUGGGUGGCUAGAUUGUCUGAACUGCUUGUGUGGAGCAGCUUCCUGGAACACUCCCACCAUUCCCAGACCCCACACCAAACCUCUCAGAUCAUCACCAGUGACAUCAGCUAAGAAAACAGUCCAUAAGGACAUCUGGUUUGGGUUGAUGAUACUCUCUCUGCCCAAUGGGAACCCGGUGACCUGUGGACAGUUUAAUCAGACCAUAUAACCCACAUCUUUCCCCUUCUCUUUACUUAAUCUAUCAUCCAAAAACAACAAACAGUCAUCUGUCUGCCCCUGGACUAGUGGAAAGAACCCCUAACUAGACUAGACCACCGGUGACAGACAGUGUUAAUGGGUUAUUAGGACCAGCAGUGAUGCUGCUGGAGUGACAAACACUGUUAAUGGAUUAUUAGGACGAGCAGUGAUGCUGCUGAAGUGACAGACAGUGUUAAUGGGUUAUUAGGACCACCGGUGAUGCUGCUGGAGUGACAGACAGUGUUAAUGGGUUAUUAGGACCACCAGUGAUGCUGCUGGAGUGACAGACAGUGUUAAUGGGUUAUUAGGACCACCGGUGAUGCUGCUGGAGUGACAGACAGUGUUAAUGGGUUAUUAGGACCACCAGUGAUGCUGCUGGAGUGACAGACAGUGUUAAUGGGUUAUUAGGACCACCGGUGACAAACAGUGUUAAUGGGUUAUUAGGACCACCAGUGAUGCUGCUGGAGUGACAGAUGCUGUUAAUGGGUUAUUAGGACCACCAGUGAUGCUGCUGGAGUGACAGAUGCUGUUAAUGGGUUAUUAGGACCACCAGUGAUGCUGCUGGAGUGACAGACGGUGUUAAUGGGUUAUUAGGACCACCAGUGAUGCUGCUGGAGUGACAGACGGUGUUAAUGGGUUAUUAGGACCACCAGUGAUGCUGCUGGAGUGACAGACGGUGUUAAUGGGUUAUUAGGACCACCAGUGAUGCUGCUGGAGUGACAGAUGCUGUUAAUGGGUUAUUAGGACCAGCAGUGAUGCUGCUGGAGUGACAGACAGUGUUAAUGGGUUAUUAGGACCAGCGGUGAUGCUGCUGGAGUGACAGACGGUGUUAAUGGGUUAUUAGGACCACCGGUGAUGCUGCUGGAGUGACAGAAACUGUUAAUGGGUUAUUAGGACCACCGGUGAUGCUGCUGGAGUGAUAGACAGUAAAAAUGACUGAACAUACUGUUGACGUAUGCUCUUAUGUCAACUAUUAAUUACAACUGCUACUGUACAGUCUGCCUGACAACUUAUGUCAUUGUUAUUACAUACUACAUAAGAGUCUACAUACCAGAUGUUAUAGCAGGGUGUUAUCAUUUACCAACCUCUCUGUCACAGUGAAUGGAAAGAUGGGCAUCAUAACCAUGUCAUAUGCCCUUAUAGAGUGUGCAUAGACACCUUAAGUAAAGUGACAUUAGGUGUUAUCAAACUAUUAAUGUGCUUAUACCACAGAAUGAGUUGAUAGUAUCACAAAACAUUACCAUUCAAAGGAUCUCCAAGAAACAUGAGCAAAUGGGAGCAUAGAUGUACUUACUCACAGUAAUACAAACAAGGGCCACACAGAGUGAUCCUUGGUAGUCUUAAGAAAAUCUACUUUGAAACAAAGUAUACACCUCACACACAUG